CACGUCAUCGGUCACUUGGGUACUAGCCAAUACCUGUCGAUUGAUAACGUGAGCAUCUCUCAUCCCAUUCUUGAGACCCACCAAAGUUGGAGAGAAUCUUCGAACAUUCGUCAUUCAGGGACUUGCAAUGGAUCGAGAUUCAGCGACGUCAUGAACAGGUUAGCCUUGCCAUCAAAUAAAGAGCCAACAAUACCGGCCUCGUCGUCGGCAAUCUCUACCACGAUGGACGCCGGAUCCACCGAGAUCGAGCUGCCCGGAUCGACACCAACGACGGCGGACAAGCCGACCUCGCUGCUGAGCAGUAUCAUGGCAGACAACCCAUACUUUUCCGCCGGAGCCGGUCUUAUGGGCAUCGGCGUGGUGCUCGGCGGUCUUCGAAAAGGAGUCAACCUGGCCGGUAAUUUCGCUCAGCGGAGGUUACUCGUCACUCUAGAGAUUCCGAGUAAAGAUCGUGCAUAUCCUUGGUUCUUGGAAUGGAUGGCUGCGCAGGCCAAGGCGGCGAAAGCGUUGGAACUGGAGGCCGGCGAGUCGAGCUCGGCAUCGACAUCGAUAUCGAGACCGUCGACGACCUCGAAGAUCAGACAGAUUUUGUCCGGAAACAUCCCCGUCCAAUCUCACCAGCUCGCCGUCGAGACGACCUACAAACAACACUCCAACGGAUCCACCGAAGCUCUCUUCACCCUGGUCCCCGGCCCUGGGACACACUACUUUCGUUACAAGUCCGCUUGGAUCCAAUUGAAACGAGAACGGGAUUCCAAGUUGAUGGACCUUCAUAGUGGGAUACCAUGGGAGACAGUCACCUUGACUACCCUCUCACGGGAUAGGAACCUCUUCCCUUUGUUACUGAAGGAAGCUAGAGAGCUGGCGGACAGGGAAAAGGAGGGCAAGACGGUGGUGUAUACGGCUUGGGGCACGGAAUGGAGACCAUUCGGAAAACCGAGGAGGAAGAGGGAGACGGGUAGUGUGGUAUUAGCAGAGGGAAUCGGGGAGAGGGUGGAGAGCGAUCUCAGGAGGUUCUUGGGGAGGGGCAAGUGGUAUGCUGAUCGAGGUAUUCCUUACCGCCGAGGAUACCUUCUCCACGGUCCACCCGGUUCUGGAAAGACCUCGUUCAUUCAAGCCCUGGCCGGGAACCUGAGCUACAACAUCUGUCUGCUAAACCUGUCCGAAAGGGGCCUGACGGAUGACAAGCUGAAUCACCUCUUGGGGAUCACGCCGGAGCGGAGUAUCGUGCUUUUGGAGGAUAUCGAUGCCGCGUUCAACCGGAGGGUGCAGACUAGCGAGGAUGGGUUCAAAUCGUCCGUGACCUUCUCGGGCCUGCUGAACGCCCUGGAUGGAGUUGCGUCGGCGGAAGAACGGAUCAUCUUUAUGACGACCAACCAUUUCGACCGGCUCGACCCGGCUCUCGUCAGACCCGGUCGGGUGGAUUUGAAAGAAUUGUUGGACGAUGCUGUGCCUGAACAGGCCAAGAGGCUGUUCAAGAGGUUUUACGGAAAAGACCAGGACGGGGCAGAUGAGGCGGAGAUUGCGAGGUUGGCUAGCAAGUUGGCAGGGAUGGUUGGUGAUGAGAUGGGACGCGGGAGGAGGGUCAGUAUGGCCGCGCUUCAAGGGCACUUCAUCAGGCAUGCUCCGGGUGAGAGCUUGGAUACCUUGAAUGACUUGUUCGGUGAGCGAUGAUGCGUGCAUGGAAGAAAAGAGAGAGCGUGUUGUAUUCGGACAUGCCAGUCUUCGUUAUGAUUCCUGGCCGAUAUUAGAUGCAUGGCGGGAUCGCAGGCGGCGG
Messenger RNA from Filobasidium floriforme, 1777 nucleotides. RefSeq names its product putative mitochondrial inner membrane protein. The transcript is spliced from 4 exons. Gene Ontology annotation, cellular component: mitochondrial inner membrane. Gene Ontology annotation, biological process: protein insertion into mitochondrial inner membrane from matrix; mitochondrial respiratory chain complex III assembly. Lineage: Eukaryota; Fungi; Basidiomycota; Tremellomycetes; Filobasidiales; Filobasidiaceae. Gene Ontology annotation, molecular function: ATP hydrolysis activity; ATP binding. The coding region runs from base 151 to 1674 and encodes 507 amino acids. The record is from RefSeq and is a predicted model, not a curated record.